Molecule: messenger RNA, 891 nt
Organism: Penicillium malachiteum
Lineage: Eukaryota; Fungi; Ascomycota; Eurotiomycetes; Eurotiales; Aspergillaceae
Exons: 2
Coding region: 1-891 (296 amino acids)
Source: RefSeq, a predicted model, not a curated record
AUGGGCUCUGUCGUAUUAUACAGCUGCGUGGAGGUCUUGCCAAUAUCCAAACCCCAGGAGUCGCAGCAGCAGUCUUUUAGUGAGUUGAGCUCUGCUAUACACUGUGACAUGCCAUUGAAGAUUCUAACUCCGAACUGCAGCCGAGUCCUUGUCAACUCUACAUUACUUUUGACUGCACCGGCUCUUCCAUUUUACCCAUUAUCUGGCUCAAUACAAAAUAUACUGGAUACAGAAACAUCCGACAACCAAAUACUGAUGGAGACUACUACCAUAAGCUCAGUGGCAUGCAACCAUCCAAAUAUCAGCCUGGAUAUGAAAUGUACAUUCUUUGAACUAGCUGCCUACACAAGGUCUAUUGAAAGCUAUGUCCGAGGUGAUACUCUACGACUGGACGCCCAGAUGAUGUGCGACAGGCGCAAUCUAGCACAGUACAACCUCAUGUCCAUUCCCAGCACCAGUGGACGGCACCAUGAGAAUGCACUAUCAGAGAUAUGCCGCAUAGCUGCUAUAAUCUACAGCAUUGGCGUGACAUUUCCACUUGCAGGAGUUGGCGCACCAUUCCCAAAACUCGUGCAAUUAUUACAGUCCGAGCUGAAGAACAGUGAGAUUCUAGAAUCGGACCCGCAAGUUUCAACAACAAAUCAAGUCCUGUUGUGGGUCUUGACGAUGGGUGGCAUUGCGUCAAUUGAGAAAUCCGAAAGAAAGUGGUAUGCGACAGCAUUAGUGGAAGUCAUGACUAGAUGCCAACUGUCUGAAUGGACGGAUAUGAGAAACUCGCUGAAGGAGAUUCUGUGGCUUGAUAGUGCUUGCAACAUGGCAGGUAAAGAGCUCUGGAAGGAGACUCACUCGAUUAUGCAACAGCAAUUAGAGCAGGAGAAGGUCGCCAUGUGA